CUGAGUUGGGGUACUGCUUUGUGGGGUUUCGUUUUUUUUUUUUUUUUUAGGCAAGGGUGGAACGAGCUAUCUCCCCACCCCAAAUAAAGACGCGUCAAAACCCGGGAUCCGCUAAGGCAUAGACUCCCAGCGCACUUUGCAAACUGCAGAGUCGGGACUUGUUGGUAAGAGAAGCGCAGGGAGGGAACGCAGAGGGGUUAGCUUUGAGGGUGAGAAGAAUGUGCCGUUUAGCGAGACGUGUAGUCUGCGGCAGCAGGACUGAGGACUUUUAGGGGGCUCCGGGACUGUCCCCGACCCAAGUCCCCACUCUGGCGCGGUUAGGCAGGUGGGGGAAAUCCCGGGGAGGCGUCCAGCAGCCCCCUCCCUUUACCUCCUCCAUUGGAGCGCCCACUCGAGCGCUGUAGCUCCCGAUGCAGCGGGAAGGUGGGCCGAAAUCUCGGCUGCACUGCCUCCGCCUCCUGCGUAGAGACGUAACGGGGGACCCGUGCGUAACGGCUGACGUGCUGGAACCCUCCGUCUGACGCGAGGCACGCACGGCGCACGGCGCCCCCUUCGUCCGCCCCGCCCCUGACGUCCCGGGAGCGUUCUAUUUUGGAACGACAGGGCCACGUUGCUAGGGAGGGCCACGUUCCGAUUGGUCGCCGCGCCGCGAGCUUUAGCCAAUCAACUUUCCCUUCCUAUUUGUAUGGUGCCGUUCCCUUCCCACUCUGUCCUUGGAACCCUGGGUUUCUCGGCGCUACGGUCUCUUUUACGGGCUUCUGGAAGCCGAGCGAGGGGAUCGUGUCGCGACAGGAGCAACCCUCUGCGACACAAUGGGUCUGCGAGGACCGGCCGGGGAUCCGGUCCCUCCGCUCUCAGGGGCAGGGAAUGUCUGUUUGUAGGCAGGGGCUUCCUUCGGGAGAUAUGGUGACCGUCAUAUCUUCUCCAGGCACAGGCACACUCUCACUCCCUCUGCUCCGGACUCCCGGUCCCUCCGAGGGGUCCAAAGACAGGACUAGAACCGCUAACUCUGGGGGGAGCAGCCAGGUGGUCUCCAGGAGCCCCGCCCCCUCCGGGUUUCCAGAACGCUGAUUGGCCAGCGGACCAGCCCAUCCCUCACCACGCCCCCUGGGAGAGUAGUGAGCGUUGGGAGCAGUUCUAGGAUACCGUUUGGGGAUUGGGGAGAUGAGCGCUGCUUGGGCUUGGGGGCUCAGAACCUAUCCCAUUCCCCCUCCGCGACAGUCUGAGGGAGCCCGGGUUGUCGUUUCCCCCUACCUGGGCGUCCAUCGUAACCUGUCACUGUCAGCCUCACUCUGGGGAGAGACAAUUACUUGAAACGUUGUUCUAAACUCCUAGGCCCAUCUCCCAACACCCUUUUAACUGGGACCCCCGCCCCUGCGCAACGGGAGGUCUCACGGACCCCCCAACAGCUCAUCCUCUCAUGCAGAGGGGUGUGUGUAUGUGCACGAGUGUAGAGGAAGGCUUGGCCUAAGGCCUCUCCCUCUCCCUCCCCUUGCCUCUGGGGUGGGGGUGGGGUGUAGUGGCUGUGUGUGUGGCUGUGACUCUCUCCGGGGCUUCUGUCACCCGGCUGUGUCCAGCCUUCUCCCCACCCCCCACACCUAAGAGUCACCAACUCGGGGUGUGAUUCACCACCCGCUGGAACCGUGCAACCUUUCCCCGAGGAAGAAGGAGGAGGUAGAAGCCAGUUGAGCAGAGAUCCUCUCAUUAACCACUGCGUCACGGUGUAGUGGAAGGUCCCAGGGACAGCCACUGGGCUCCCAGCCCCCAGCCGUCGACCCCUAUGACAUGCCUGGAACCAGUUACUCCACCCCAGGCAUAAGUGGCUACAGCAGUGGCGGAGCUAGUGGCAGUGGUGGGCCUGCCACCAGCGGAACCACCAGUGGACCUGGGCCCGCCCGCCCAUCCCGAGCCCGGCCUCGGAGACCCCGAGAGGAGACGCUUACCCCGGAGGAGGAGGAGAAGCGAAGGGUUCGCCGGGAAAGAAACAAGCUGGCAGCAGCUAAAUGCAGGAACCGUCGGAGGGAGCUGACGGACCGACUCCAGGCGGAGACAGAUCAGCUGGAGGAAGAAAAGGCGGAGCUGGAGUCAGAGAUCGCCGAACUGCAAAAGGAGAAGGAGCGCCUGGAGUUUGUGCUGGUGGCCCACAAACCGGGCUGCAAGAUCCCCUACGAAGAGGGGCCGGGCCCCGGCCCGCUGGCGGAGGUGAGAGAUGUGCCGGGGCCAGCGCCCGCUAAGGAAGAUGGUUUCAGCUGGCUGCUGCCGCCCCCGCCACCACCGCCCCUGCCCUUCCAGACCGGCCAGGACGCACCCCCCAACCUGACAGCUUCUCUCUUUACACACAGUGAAGUCCAAGUCCUCGGCGACCCCUUCCCCGUUGUUAACCCUUCGUACACUUCUUCGUUUGUCCUCACCUGCCCGGAGGUCUCCGCGUUCGCCGGCGCCCAUCGCCCCAGCGGCAGCGACCAGCCUUCCGACCCCCUGAACUCGCCCUCCCUUCUCGCUCUGUGAACUCUUAGACUCAAAACAGACAAACACACGGGGGAGAUCUGGACGAGGAGGAGGAGGAGGAGGAGGGGAGAGAGGGGAAGAGGCUGGGCGGGCGCGUGGCCUCCCCGCCUCUCCUGCCUGACUCUGCAGCCUCCGCCCCGGACAGGACAGGGGGCCUCCUGGGUUCUGUGCCGCCUCUUGUGUCUGUGGCCCCGCGAGGCCCGAAAGCUGGUGACUUUGGGGGCG
Molecule: messenger RNA, 2733 nt
Organism: Eptesicus fuscus (big brown bat)
Lineage: Eukaryota; Metazoa; Chordata; Mammalia; Chiroptera; Vespertilionidae
Gene: FOSB
Product: FosB proto-oncogene, AP-1 transcription factor subunit
Exons: 4
Coding region: 1786-2508 (240 amino acids)
Biological process (GO): regulation of transcription by RNA polymerase II
Cellular component (GO): nucleus
Molecular function (GO): RNA polymerase II cis-regulatory region sequence-specific DNA binding; DNA-binding transcription factor activity, RNA polymerase II-specific
Source: RefSeq, a predicted model, not a curated record